CGGGGCCCGGACCGGCGGAGGCCGCGAGGGAGGGAGCGCCAACCAGGAGCCGAACCGCCACCAGCCGCACCCAGACCGCCGCUGCCUCCCCAGCAGCCAUGGCCGAGCGCCGCGCCUUCGCCCAGAAGAUCAGCAGAACUGUGGCAGCUGAAGUUAGGAAGCAGAUUUCUGGACAAUACAGUGGUUCUCCCCAACUGCUCAAAAACCUCAAUAUUGUCAGCAAUAUAUCCCAUCACACCACAGUGCCCCUUACUGAAGCAGUGGAUCCAGUAGAUUUGGAAGAUUACCUCAUUACUCAUCCAUUAGCUGUUGAUGCUGGACCUUUAAGGGAUUUGAUUGAAUUUCCUCCAGAUGAUAUUGAAGUUGUCUACAGUCCUAGGGACUGCCGGACCCUUGCUUCAGCUGUUCCUGAAGAAAGUGAAAUGGAUCCACAUGUUAGAGAUUGUAUAAGAAGUUAUACUGAAGACUGGGCGAUUGUGAUCAGAAAGUAUCACAAACUGGGAACAGGAUUUAAUCCCAAUACAUUAGAUAAACAGAAAGAAAGGCAAAAAGGUUUACCAAAACAGGUCUUUGAAUCUGAUGAAGCUCCGGAUGGCAACAACUACCAGGAUGAGCAAGAUGAUCUUAAAAGACGUUCAGUGUCAAUAGAUGAUACCCCAAGGGGUAGUUGGGCUUGCAGUAUUUUUGACUUGAAAAAUUCUCUCCCUGAUGCUUUGCUUCCCAAUUUACUUGAUCGAACUCCAAAUGAAGAAAUAGAUCAUCAGAAUGAUGAUCAAAGGAAAUCAAACCGUCACAAGGAACUUUUUGCUUUGCAUCCAUCACCAGAUGAGGAAGAACCAAUAGAACGACUUAGUGUUCCAGAUGUGCCCAAAGAACAUUUUGGUCAAAGACUUCUUGUAAAAUGUUUAUCACUCAAGUUUGAGAUUGAAAUUGAACCUAUUUUUGCAAGUCUGGCUUUAUAUGAUGUCAAGGAAAAGAAAAAGAUUUCAGAAAACUUUUAUUUUGACCUCAAUUCUGAGCAGAUGAAAGGAUUGUUACGUCCACAUGUACCACCUGCUGCCAUUACCACCCUGGCAAGAUCAGCUAUUUUUUCUAUCACUUAUCCAUCCCAGGAUGUUUUUCUUGUAAUAAAGCUGGAAAAAGUCCUACAGCAAGGAGACAUCGGAGAAUGUGCAGAACCAUAUAUGAUUUUCAAAGAAGCAGAUGCUUUCAAGAACAAGGAAAAACUGGAGAAGCUGAAAAGUCAAGCAGAUCAGUUUUGCCAAAGACUUGGGAAAUAUCGCAUGCCUUUUGCUUGGACUGCAAUCCAUUUAAUGAAUAUUGUUAGCAGUGCUGGGAGUUUGGAAAGAGAUUCUACAGAACUAGAAAUCAGCUCUGGAGAACGAAAAGGAUCUUGGUCAGAGAGAAGAAAUUCUAGUAUUGUUGGCAGACGAUCUCUUGAAAGGACAACAAGUGGAGAUGAUGCUUGUAAUUUGACCAGCUUUCGACCUGCUACUCUCACAGUGACAAAUUUUUUUAAGCAGGAAGGAGACCGCUUAAGUGAUGAAGAUCUUUACAAAUUCCUUGCUGAUAUGAGAAGGCCAUCUUCAGUCCUACGGAGACUAAGACCCAUAACAGCUCAGCUGAAGAUAGACAUUUCUCCUGCACCAGAAAAUCCUCAUUAUUGCCUAACCCCAGAACUGCUUCAAGUCAAGCUUUACCCUGACAGUAGAGUUAGACCUACCAGAGAAAUUUUGGAGUUUCCUGCCAGGGAUGUCUACGUUCCAAACACUACUUAUAGAAAUCUUCUCUACAUAUACCCUCAGAGUCUCAAUUUUGCCAAUCGUCAAGGUUCUGCCAGAAAUAUAACAGUAAAAGUGCAGUUUAUGUAUGGGGAGGAUCCGAGCAAUGCCAUGCCGGUAAUCUUUGGUAAAUCUAGCUGUUCAGAAUUUUCAAAGGAAGCCUAUACAGCCGUAGUAUAUCAUAACAGGUCUCCCGAUUUUCAUGAAGAAAUCAAGAUUAAACUCCCUGCUACUUUAAGUGACCAUCAUCACUUGCUUUUUACAUUCUAUCAUGUUAGUUGUCAACAAAAACAGAAUACUCCUCUUGAAACUCCGGUUGGAUAUACAUGGAUACCAAUGCUACAGAAUGGACGAUUGAAGACUGGUCAGUUUUGCCUACCGGUCUCAUUGGAAAAACCACCACAGGCUUAUUCUGUACUAUCUCCUGAGGUUCCUCUACCUGGCAUGAAAUGGGUAGAUAAUCACAAAGGUGUUUUUAAUGUUGAAGUUGUGGCUGUUUCCUCCAUCCAUACACAAGAUCCUUAUCUUGACAAGUUUUUUGCUCUCGUUAAUGCUCUGGAUGAGCACAUGUUCCCGGUACGAAUAGGAGACAUGCGAAUCAUGGAAAAUAACUUAGAAAAUGAAUUGAAGAGCAGCAUUUCAGCAUUGAAUUCAUCUCAGUUGGAACCAGUGGUUCGAUUUCUUCAUCUUCUGCUUGAUAAACUGAUUCUUUUAGUUGUUAGACCUCCAGUCAUUGCUGGACAAAUAGUUAACCUAGGUCAAGCAUCUUUUGAAGCCAUGGCAUCCAUUAUAAAUAGACUUCACAAAAACUUGGAAGGAAAUCAUGACCAGCAUGGCAGAAACAGCCUUCUUGCAUCAUACAUCUAUUAUGUUUUUCGCCUACCAAAUACUUACCCUAAUUCACCAUCACCAGGUCCUGGGGGUUUGGGAGGAUCAGUGCAUUAUGCCACAAUGGCUAGAUCUGCUGUGAGACCUGCAAGCCUUAAUUUAAAUCGCUCCCGGAGCCUUAGUAAUAGUAAUCCAGAUAUAUCUGGGACUCCCACAUCACCAGAUGAUGAAGUACGAUCAAUCAUCGGCAGUAAGGGUUUAGAUCGCUCCAAUUCCUGGGUUAACACUGGUGGUCCAAAAGCUGCCCCAUGGGGAUCCAACCCCAGUCCAAGUACAGAAUCAACACAGGCUAUGGAUCGAAGUUGUAAUCGUAUGUCUUCGCACACAGAGACGUCAAGUUUCUUACAAACAUUAACGGGACGCUUACCAACUAAAAAGCUUUUUCACGAGGAACUGGCUUUGCAAUGGGUUGUUUGCAGUGGCAGCGUUCGGGAGGCAGCUUUGCAACAAGCCUGGUUCUUUUUUGAGUUAAUGGUAAAGAGCAUGGUACACCAUUUAUACUUUAAUGAUAAACUUGAUGCUCCAAGAAAAAAUCGUUUUCCAGAACGUUUCAUGGAUGACAUUGCUGCUCUUGUCAGCACAAUUGCUAAUGAUAUAGUGUCACGAUUUCAGAAAGACACAGAAAUGGUUGAGAGACUCAACACAAGCCUUGCAUUCUUUCUCAAUGAUCUGUUGUCUGUUAUGGACAGAGGAUUUGUCUUUAUCCUUAUAAAAUCCUGCUAUAAACAGGUAUCGGCAAAGCUUUAUUCAUUAACAAACCCAAGUGUCCUGGUGUCUUUGAGGUUGGAUUUUCUGAGAAUCAUCUGCAGUCAUGAGCACUAUGUUACUUUAAACUUACCCUGCAGUUUACUUACUCCACCUGCAUCUCCAUCACCUUCAGUUUCUUCUGCAACAUCUCAGAGUUCUGGAUUUUCUACAAAUGUACAGGAUCAAAAGAUUGCAAAUAUGUUUGAGUUGUCUGUGCCUUUCCGUCAACAGCAUUAUUUGGCAGGACUUGUAUUAACUGAGUUGGCUGUCAUUUUAGACCCUGAGGCUGAAGGUCUGUUUGGAUUGCAUAAGAAAGUCAUCAAUAUGGUACACAAUUUACUAUCCAGUCACGACUCAGACCCACGGUUCUCUGACCCACAGAUAAAGGCCCGGGUGGCCAUGUUGUACCUACCUCUGAUUGGCAUUAUCAUGGAAACUGUACCUCAGCUGUAUGAUUUUACAGAAACUCACAAUCAACGAGGAAGACCGGUUUGUGUAGCUACUGAUGAUUAUGAAAGUGAGAGCGGAAGCAUGAUAAGUCAGACAGUUGCCAUGGCAAUUGCAGGAACAUCAGUUCCUCAACUAACAAGACCUGGCAGUUUCCUCCUCACGUCAACGAGUGGCAGGCAACAUACUACCUUUUCAGCAGAAUCAAGUCGGAGUCUUUUAAUCUGUCUACUAUGGGUUCUCAAGAAUGCGGAUGAGACAGUUCUACAAAAGUGGUUUACAGACCUCUCGGUACUACAGCUAAACCGGCUGUUAGAUUUGCUUUAUCUCUGUGUAUCUUGCUUUGAAUACAAAGGAAAGAAAGUAUUUGAAAGAAUGAAUAGUUUGACCUUUAAGAAAUCAAAAGACAUGAGAGCAAAGCUUGAAGAAGCUAUUCUUGGGAGCAUAGGAGCUAGACAAGAAAUGGUGCGUCGAAGCCGAGGACAGCUUGAGAGAAGUCCAUCUGGAAGUGCCUUUGGAAGUCAAGAAAACCUGAGGUGGAGAAAAGAUAUGACUCACUGGCGUCAAAACACAGAGAAACUUGACAAGUCAAGAGCAGAGAUUGAACAUGAAGCACUGAUUGAUGGAAACCUGGCAACUGAAGCAAACCUAACGAUUUUGGAUACCUUAGAGAUUGUUGUACAGACAGUUUCUGUAACCGAGUCCAAAGAGAGCAUUCUUGGUGGGGUACUAAAAGUGCUACUACACAGCAUGGCCUGUAACCAAAGUGCAGUUUAUCUGCAACACUGUUUUGCGACACAGAGAGCCCUGGUCUCAAAGUUCCCUGAACUCUUGUUCGAAGAAGAGACAGAGCAGUGUGCUGAUUUAUGCCUCCGGCUUCUCCGACACUGUAGCAGUAGUAUCAGUACAAUACGGUCACAUGCUAGUGCCUCCCUUUAUUUACUAAUGAGACAAAACUUUGAGAUUGGGAAUAAUUUUGCCAGGGUUAAAAUGCAGGUAACCAUGUCACUGUCCUCCUUGGUGGGUACAUCUCAGAAUUUUAAUGAAGAAUUCUUAAGACGUUCUCUAAAGACUAUAUUGACAUAUGCUGAAGAAGAUCUGGAGUUGAGAGAAACAACAUUUCCUGAUCAGGUCCAAGAUUUGGUUUUCAAUCUCCAUAUGAUCCUUUCUGAUACUGUUAAAAUGAAGGAACACCAGGAGGAUCCUGAAAUGUUGAUUGAUCUAAUGUACAGAAUUGCCAAGGGCUACCAGACCUCUCCAGAUCUUCGGUUGACCUGGUUACAGAACAUGGCUGGCAAACACUCUGAACGAAGCAAUCAUGCUGAAGCUGCACAGUGUCUAGUCCACUCAGCAGCCCUUGUUGCUGAAUAUUUGAGCAUGCUGGAAGACCGGAAAUACCUUCCCGUGGGAUGUGUAACCUUUCAGAAUAUUUCAUCUAAUGUUUUAGAAGAAUCUGCAGUCUCAGAUGAUGUGGUAUCUCCAGAUGAAGAAGGUAUCUGCUCUGGAAAGUACUUUACUGAGUCAGGACUUGUGGGAUUACUCGAACAAGCAGCUGCUUCUUUCUCAAUGGCUGGCAUGUAUGAAGCAGUUAAUGAGGUUUAUAAAGUACUUAUUCCUAUUCAUGAAGCUAAUCGGGAUGCAAAGAAACUGUCCACGAUUCAUGGUAAACUUCAAGAAGCAUUCAGCAAAAUUGUUCAUCAGAGUACUGGCUGGGAGCGGAUGUUUGGCACCUACUUUCGUGUUGGUUUUUAUGGAACCAAGUUCGGGGAUUUGGAUGAACAAGAAUUUGUUUACAAGGAGCCUGCGAUAACCAAACUUGCAGAGAUAUCUCACAGAUUGGAGGGAUUUUAUGGGGAAAGAUUUGGAGAAGAUGUGGUUGAAGUAAUCAAGGACUCUAAUCCAGUAGACAAGUGUAAAUUAGAUCCUAACAAGGCAUAUAUUCAGAUUACUUACGUGGAGCCAUACUUUGACACAUAUGAGAUGAAGGACAGAAUCACAUAUUUUGACAAAAAUUAUAAUCUUCGCCGUUUCAUGUACUGUACACCCUUUACUUUAGAUGGUCGUGCCCAUGGAGAACUUCAUGAACAAUUCAAACGGAAGACCAUUCUUACCACUUCACAUGCCUUUCCUUAUAUUAAAACAAGGGUCAAUGUCACUCACAAAGAGGAGAUCAUCUUGACACCAAUUGAAGUUGCCAUUGAAGACAUGCAGAAAAAGACACAGGAGUUGGCGUUUGCAACACAUCAGGAUCCAGCAGACCCCAAAAUGCUUCAGAUGGUACUCCAGGGAUCUGUAGGCACAACAGUCAAUCAGGGACCAUUGGAAGUUGCCCAAGUUUUCCUAUCUGAAAUACCAAGUGACCCAAAGCUCUUCAGACAUCACAAUAAACUUCGGCUCUGCUUCAAAGAUUUUACUAAAAGGUGUGAGGAUGCCUUAAGAAAAAAUAAGAGCUUAAUUGGGCCAGAUCAAAAGGAGUAUCAAAGGGAACUGGAGAGAAACUAUCAUCGCCUUAGAGAGGCCCUGCAGCCUCUGAUAAACAGAAAGAUCCCCCAGUUAUAUAAAACAGUACUGCCUGUCACCUGCCACAGAGAUUCCUUCAGUCGAAUGAGCCUUCGCAAAAUGGAUCUCUAAAAUAAAAGCACUUGCUUUAUUCAUUUGAAAAGAGCCACGUAUUCAACACUGAGUGUGAAAAGAACUAUGGAAAAAAUAAGACUGGGGAUUAAUUCUGGAAGUUAUAGCACUAAUUUGCUCAUUGAAGAAUGCAGUGGCCAAAAAGAUCAGAUUAUCAAAUGUAGACUUUAAAAGAAUCAUGGCUAUGGUUUCCAGUGUUCUGGUAAUAUGCUGUUAUCCUUUUUAAAGACAUUUUAAUGACUCAAAGGUACACUAUACAUUUAUCAUUAUUUAUAGCAUAGCUACUGUUAAAUUUAUUUACCUUAAGUUCAUAUUUUUUAAUUUAUAUUACCAUUUAUAGAUUCAUUUUAGAAACAUUUUAAAUGUAGUAAUGCUUAUUUUAAAGGUACUAUUAAAUGUGACUGUUUACACUAAUUCUCCUGAGUGGAACUUUAAAAAUUUUUGACAAGAGGCACAGAUAUUGGAGUCGAUUCAAGAACUAUUUCUAAAUCUAGCAAAAUGAAAAUCAAGAUUGAUAAGUCACUUUAUGGGCCCACAGAAGGACCCCAAAAAUGGAUGGGUUUUAGAUAUAGAUAUCAAUAACUGGUUUGUGUAGUCUUAAAACAGAUUGCUAUUUUCCAUAUAGAAACCCCACCUACCUCCACAAAUUGAGAAUUGCAGAAAUAACUUUACCUGAUAAAAACUUUUUGUCUGUAGUAAUUAAAUACUGGAAUAGCUAACACCAGUGACAGUAGCCUCCCUGAUUUUUGACUUUCAAUCUCGUACAAGUGAUAGUAGUAUGAACUUUGUGACUCUCUAAACAAAACUGAUCCCUGGGUUUCAAAUUAAACCAACCAGUUGUCAUCAGUUUUGAAUUAUCUAAAUUGGUAAAUUAGAAAUCCACUUUAAAGCUGUUUUACAUUACCAUAAAGGUAUACUAAGAUCCAGAUUAUUUUAAUCUGAGUGGAAUGAGAAGUCACAUACUUUUUGACACUUGUACAGAAUUUACAAACAUGAAGAAUAAAAGUAACUUUAAUCAGAAUUAAGAACUAAUCCAUUUAGAAGUCUAUUUUUUGUAUUAUGAUAAACUAAUCAGAAAAAAAAGAUUUGAGAAAUACAUUUCAGUUACUUGGCAAGUUUUUCCAAGACAGUACAUAUUAAUGAUUUCUGGUAGUGUUUUGAACAUUUUUUAUGUAGUACUGGGCUUAUAGAUCAAGUUUUUUAUAUAAUCUAUCCCCCCUUUGACCUACUGACCAAAGUUACUUGACUCCCUUAACAAGAACUGAUUGAAUAGUGCCUUCAUUCUGUGGUUGAUAUAGAAAACAAGAUUACAAAAAUGUCUAAUUCUCCUGACAGCAUAGGUGAUGGGUGAUAAUUUGCCUGUCUUCCCAGCCUACCUUUACGGUAGGCAAUAAUGUCUCAAAUUUCUUAGCUAUGUCAAUUCAAAGACUGUGAAUAACAAAAAGGUUUUGGGGAUGACUAUACAGUGUUGGCCACAAGGGGCUAUCUAAUUCAGAAGAGUGCGUAACCUCCAAAAUUUAUUUGGAAUAAAAGAAUCCAAAUGGACAAGGAAAGGCAAGUGUCAAGAAUAGAAACUAAUUUUAAGUUUUAUACACACACACUCCCCUCCCCUCCCACUUUGUAGGUGGGGGUUAGGGAGCAGGUACAAGGGAGAAUAUUAAGUAGCCCCAGGUGACUCAUUAGGUUACAUUUAUCUAAGAGGCUGGAUCCUUUUACACAAGCCUCAAUGACAGUAAACAAGUACUUUAAGAUUUAUAGAAAUUAUUUAAUUACCAUGUGAUACUAAUUUUAUUUUCUUAAGUCAAAAAAAGGCUUCCUCUUCCUCAAAAUAAAAACACUGACAUACUUCCUAAUUUCUCAUGUACUACAAUUUUCUUAAAAUGCGAAAUCUCUCACAUCAGAAAUCUAUACUACUGGUUCUUGUCUCUGGAAUUUAAUAUAGGUCCAGGCUCUAUCCAAGACCUACUCCAUCAGAAGCCUAUGGAUAGUGCUCAGGGCUGUUUCUUUAAGAAGCUCCAUUAGUAAUUCUGAAUGUAGAAUGGGGUGAGAGCCAUGACUUUUUAUUAUCACACCAUCUUGUGGAUGAAUGAUGAGACAUUAUGUAACCAUGUAACUAAUUUAUUAGUUCCAAGGCAUUUGUAUUUGUUGAAAGAGUAUAACAGUAUUAUUCUAAUUGCAUUUACAUACUUAGAAUCGUUUUUAAGAAAUAUUCUUAGUACCAACAAUUUCCUUUAACAAGUCAUAAGAUAACUGGUUGUUUACAAUUUAGUGUACUCUAUUUAUAAUGAAAAUUUAACCAAGUUUUUAUGUGUACCCAAACAUUAAGUUCUCCUAGUUUGGAUUCCAUAAAGUUAGAUGUCUACUUUAAAUGUCAACCAAGAUGUGACAAUUUUUAUUGUAAACUUUUAAGCAUGACAACUUGGAUGGACCAAGCACAAAUCCUAUUUGAAAAAUUCUUCACCUCCACUGUCAGAAAGUAGCAAGCAUUAUCAAAGGUAACUGUGCAUGUUUAUUUUCUAUCAAUAUAUAGACAUAUUCUUUGUAUACACAGUUAAGCAGUUCAAAUUUUAUUGACCUCCCAGUUUUUAAAAAAAAGUUAAAUUUAAGGUCACAACUCUUAAGUUUGAUGUAUUAUAUACAGAUCGUGCAGAAUAUGACUAUGAAGAGAUACAAAUUAGUCCAUGCCCAAAAAGAUUAGUUUACUAGAGUACAGAAUCAUCUUCAUAAAUAUAUAUAAAAUUCUUCUAAAGAGAGGAGGGGACUGUCCAGGUUUUCUGAGACACUUUAAAAGUGUUUCAAGGCACAAAAUGAACACCAUUGUGAAUACACACAUCUAGACUCUCUGUGCCUCUGAUACAGCCUAUCAAAGUUUUGGCUUCACAUCUGUGUUAUAAAACUAAAUGUACUGAAUGAGCUUCUGCUUCUUCGCUGAAAAACCACAGGACCUACAAACAUCAUGUGGAUAAUUACUCCAAAAUAUGGAGAAUACAAAUACGAGCACUUUAUUUUAAAAAGGAAACACAAAAGAUAGGUGUAAGUUUGAAAGUGUUUAAAUGCUUCUAUUUUGGAUAAUUCGUUUAAGUAUCUAUACAAGUUUGUUCCCAGAAGCUAAUGUAUCACUAGUCUCUAGUAAGAAAAGUGAAUUCUAAAAAUUAACAUGGUUUUCAGUAAUUCAAAUUUCACUAUUUAUAUAAAAACCUAGAAAGACCAAUAAUUCCAGUAGCUUCCAAAGAUAAGCUAAAGACUCUUUACUAUAAUUACAUUUACCAAUGUUUGUCCAUGUCUGUUUAAUAUAUACACAAGGAAAAUACACUCAUUCUACAAUUUCUUAUAAAACAGCAAGUAAGGAGUAGAUGUAGGAGAUGUAGAAGGGGAAAGAGAAUUCAAAAAGUCCUUCUCUUCAGUAACUUUCACUUCAGAAUCAUCAAAAAGCAACCAUUUCCCUUCAUACUCCUUUAAGCUUUGCACUACAUAUGAAAUUUUGUUCUCAAAUCCACUUAUGUUAAUGCCUGCUUGGUUAAUGGAUUCCUUGUUUCUAUCAGAUUCAUGGGUCCCAUUAGUACUGUUAGUCUCAGAAUUUCUAUUUUCAGCAAAUGCUGUACUGGCAACCUUAUCAGGAUUAGAUGUUUUGUUGUAUAGCUCAUAAUCUGCUUUGCUCUUUUGUCCUCCAAGAAGUCCAACAGCUUCUACAUUUUUUUUGUUCAAAACUUUACUUGGCUGUGUAUUUCCACUGACUCUAAUCGACACUUCAUCAUCAUAAUUUUCAACCACUCCCCGUGCUUCCUCCUCAUUUAAUGGUUCAGGCUUACCUAUUUCACACAUUUGGUCAACCAAAAAAUUUCCCUUAUCUAGUUCUAAACUGUUAAGAUCAGUGACUUUAACAGAAGCGGUGUAAUGGCCACUACUAAUUGUAAUACCACUAUGCAUCACAACUGCAAAUAAUCCAUAGCUGUCAUUGGUUGGCUUUGUGCUCCAUUCUUCUAGAGACAAUUUAAGGGGUGUCAAUAAAGGAGUGUUGAUCUUGGAAAGUCCACCACCAAAACAAUCAAACCUUUGGAAGGGAAAAAAAAAAAAAAGGUUUUUUUCUUUCUGCAGUUCUAUUUUAAAUACAUUCAAAGUUUUAUACCCACUGUGAAAUCAACCUACAAGUCUGUAUUUACUUUUAGUGCUCAUGUAAAUAAACAAAAAACAAGCCCUCAAUUUUGUGUAAUAUUUGUAACAUAUACACAAAAAAUAAUGAAAUAACUGCUAAUUACUUGGGUGUUUCUGUAAAAAGUAUAUGUAAAAAAUACACUGAACUAAAACAAAAUCCUUCACAUUUUAGUAAAUCAUUUUAAUGUAAAGUCUUUCUCUACCAAAAUGUGGGAACAAAAAUAAAAAAAAACAAUAUUAUAUCAAAGAA
This is a messenger RNA of Choloepus didactylus (southern two-toed sloth), 10896 nucleotides long. It is a transcript of the gene DOCK7, whose product is annotated as dedicator of cytokinesis 7. The record is from RefSeq and is a predicted model, not a curated record. Gene Ontology annotation, molecular function: guanyl-nucleotide exchange factor activity. Gene Ontology annotation, biological process: axonogenesis; positive regulation of GTPase activity; small GTPase-mediated signal transduction. The transcript has 50 exons. Bases 99 to 6494 code for a protein of 2131 amino acids. Lineage: Eukaryota; Metazoa; Chordata; Mammalia; Pilosa; Megalonychidae.